UUCGCUGAAUUAGUUUUUCAAUUUAGCGGCAAUUAUAUUUCUAUAUUUUACACAUAAUGGUUGAUUUAACCGAUGCCGGCUCACCGUUCCAGCAGUCAAUACCCAAUCUUGCAUUCUAUGUGCCGGCUGUUGUUGUUAUUGGUUUAGCAGAGGCAAUAAACCGUUAAGCAAGCCCCACGUCAACGUAACUUAGUUAAAGCACAAGAAAAUAUGGCAGAAGAUCCACUAAAUCAGCAGGCAUUUGCCGAGGAUGUGGCCGCUGCGGCAGCAGCUGGCGGGGAUCAGGGUUUCGCCAUGCCGCCGGGUUCGGGUCCCGGCUCGCCAGACUUUAAAAUGCCCAGUGCCGAUGAAAUCUGGAAAAUGGUCGAAUCAAUGGAAGGCCUGUCCGACGAUGAACGUGCCGAGCUGCGCGAAAAUAUAUAUAAUCCGAAGCCGCCGUCGCCGGAGGAUUACAUGAGAUACGGACAUCCGGGCCACAGUUCCAGAGAGUAUUUGGUAUUCUUUGUGAUGAUAACGCUCAUACUAAUCGUCUUUGCUCUAUUUGGCUUCAAGCUGUACAAGUCGCUGAUGGAGAAGGAGCUCAAGAAGCGGGAGAAACUCAAGAGCAAACAGCAAAAGAAGACAAAGAAGUCCAAUUGAAUUUUGGGUGCAACGCCCCCCACAUAUUGCCUAUAGCUUCUGAUACUUCCGGCUUGCGAGCAAACCCCGAGCGCAGACGCUGUGCAAUAGAUUCUUAAAAAAUUUAUAUUAAAUUGAAUAUAUAUAUUGCGUUUUUCCUUUAAAUGAUAAUCAAAAUAAAUUCCCUGUAAAUGAAUAA
Molecule: messenger RNA, 817 nt
Organism: Drosophila montana
Lineage: Eukaryota; Metazoa; Arthropoda; Insecta; Diptera; Drosophilidae
Exons: 3
Coding region: 211-639 (142 amino acids)
Source: RefSeq, a predicted model, not a curated record